Molecule: messenger RNA, 2841 nt
Organism: Micropterus dolomieu (smallmouth bass)
Lineage: Eukaryota; Metazoa; Chordata; Actinopteri; Centrarchiformes; Centrarchidae
Product: proteinase-activated receptor 1-like
Exons: 5
Coding region: 527-1426 (299 amino acids)
Biological process (GO): positive regulation of Rho protein signal transduction; phospholipase C-activating G protein-coupled receptor signaling pathway
Cellular component (GO): membrane
Molecular function (GO): G protein-coupled receptor activity
Source: RefSeq, a predicted model, not a curated record
UUUGCUUUGUAUUAGAAAGAAAACGUAAUCAUUGUUUUUGCUGCUGAUCAGGAUCCAGUAAAAGAAAAAAACAGGCUCAUGUUUGAUAUUUUCUAGAUUGGAAAACUGAAAUCAGUAGAUUGACUUUGGCAAUAUUAAUUAGUUCCUGUUUCUCUGGACAGAUGUACAGUCCUAUUUUAGAGGAUAGAGCAGAACUAAAAAAUGAAUAUCAGCAGACAGUUUUAUCCACUAUGGCUGUGAGCCCCUGAGCAGGACCCUGAAUCCCUACAAGGCUCCAGACGACCAGCAGGUGUCACUACAUGCAUCCUCUUAUUGUUCCACCGCAUCAUCACCCAUCAAGUCCUGCACUCAGUUAAGUCUUUAGAAACAAGUUCGACUGACAGCUGGUUUUUCAUGGACAAAAGCCUUCAUCGCAGACUGGGAUGGUCUUCAUUACAAUCUACAACAACAGAAGAGUGACACACUCUGAGAAUCUCAAUGCUAAUCUGAAAAGUUGAACACACAAAUAGCUCCUGUGUGGCCUCUAAUGGCUGACAGCAACACACCAACUGUCCCCGUCCUCAUCAGCAUCACUGCCAACCUAACCGGCAACACCACGGCCGCCGCCGUGCAUUUAGCCACAGUGAUCAACUGGUUGACGUUUAGCAUUGGGCUGCCUGCCAUUGCACUGGCUCUUUACACGCUCAAGAAUCUGUCCAAAGGUGACAGCAAAGUUCCCAUGCAUGUCGUUUUCCUCCUGGUGUCUGAUGUUAUCAGUUUCUUUGGUCGUCCCAAAGUGGACCCGAACGUGGCGAGUGGGACGGUCUUCUCCUCCAGCACCACUGACUUCAUCUUCUAUUUUGGUGUCAUCUCCAACGUCUCCCUCAUGCUGUUCAUAGCUCAGGAGCGUCAUCUCUCGGUGGCCUACCCUCAGUGUCUUGGCUGCUGUAGCAGCAUCAAGCGGUCUCCUGCAGUUGCCUUGGUGAAGUGGGCUGCUCCGUUAGCCAUCCUGGCCCUCGCCAUGCUGCAGUAUAACCUCUGGUUUGCAGUGUCUCUGCUCGCUCCUUUCCCCUUCCUACUCUUCUUUGCUGUCGACUCCUGCAGGGCCCUGAUUUGCUCCCGAUCCAACUCAUCGACCCCCGAGAGGAAGAGGGCGGUGUGGGGGAUCAGUGCUAUCUGGGCUAAUUACACCUUCCUCUACGUCCCCUAUAUCCUCAGCAUCCUCCUGGAGGCUCUGUCUUUUACAGAGACUGUGACUUACCUGAGGCUGGUGUCUCACCUGCUGCUCUACCUCAGCCCUCUGGUGGACCCCUUCCUCUACAUAUUCAUGACUAAAGGGCUCAAAGAGGUGCUGCAGGCGCUACCCUGCUGUCGAAACACAAGUCAGAAAGAGAACAUGAGACCGACUGUGGAUACUGUGGCUGAGACUGUGGCGACAAGACUUUGAGGAGGAUAUACUUUUCAAAAACAUUUCUAAACACAUCCAGCAGUCUAGUUUGGGACACUCAAUAUCCUCUUGGAUAUUUGGAGCAGAUGCCAAAACCAAAAAAAAGUUGGAUUUGGCAAAAGAAACCCUCUGCUCUUUAAAUCUCGAGAAGCCGAGCAGCAACCAGGAUUCUGCUGGGAGAACACAACAUCAAAUAAUCACAAUACCAAAACCUUAGCAUAUAAGGGGGUGGUUGGUUGGGGUGAUGGGGAGAGCUUUGGCAGCAAAUGGCAGUGGUGUGAGAACAUUAGCACUGUCUAUGAAGUGUCAGAUUUCAACUUCAUCAUGGAUAUGAUUGGAUAUUUUUGGUGGGCUGGUAGCCAAACAGCCGCUGAACAAGCCAGUGAUUGUGAAUGACAAAUGAAAUAGGGCUCAGCCUGAACUAAUGCUAUAGUUAUAUCAUUUCUGAUAACAACAUAACAGUCCUUCCACAAUCUUGCAAUCUUGUUUGUAGUCCUUGCGAACCGAAAUACCUGAAUUUGCAACGUUACAAAGAAAAUUUUGUCUAGUUUUUCAACAAAUAAAGGUUAAAAAAGUUUAACCUUUUUGCAGUUUCUUAAGAUCUCAUGAACAACCUGUAGGUGUGUAUUCCUGUCAUUAUAACUACUUGCAUGUGCAGUUUGCUAGCCAAGAAGGUAAAUGUGCUUUCCUAUUGGUUUGUUUUUGCAGUGAAUCAGGACACCAUAGUGCUUCCUACAGUGGGGUGUAAUGCUGCCAGUAAACUUCAUAAAAACCUAAUGAUUAGUUCUAAAAGUAGACAUGGUUCAGUUUUACUAAACUGGAGGACUUUGUUGGGAGUGAUAGGUUGGUGUAAUUACUGCCUGAAAAGAGAGAUUCUAGGGAGGACCAUUGUAAGAUUGAGAUUUGACUUAAAGUCUUCAAGUUUGCUCAUAAUCAGACCCCUCAAAGUUGAUUAUCUUGUAUGUGCACAUUCAUGGCUUUAAAGGCACUGGACCAAAAAUAAAUUUUUUUCCAAUGAAAAACUACUGUGCAGAACUCACACAGAUACCUCAUUUUUCUUUUUUUACUCUGAAAAUGACCUUUUUUGAUUUUCAUGCAUCCAUACACUUUAAUGUUGAAUCUUUUUGUAUUGAUGUUUAUUGUCAUCCUGAAGAAAUGUUACUUCUUUUUAACUGUAACUUAAAUAUAGCAGAGAUUGGUUGAAUUUGCAUCAGUUUCUGCAACGACAAGACUGCGAAAAUUCAGAGGGUCUUAAAUAUUGGCUGACGUUGAUGUUUUCCAGACUGACUGGCAGCAGUUUUAAAGUGACUAAAACGGAAUAGUGUAAUAAAACUGGUUACUGCCAAUAUAUAAUCAUAUGAUUGCAUUAAAUUGGUGGUGUCUGAUAAACCACAGAGAUAUUUUAGAUUAAAUAA